Messenger RNA from Penicillium taxi, 1581 nucleotides. Its product is annotated as cytochrome P450. Bases 1 to 1581 code for a protein of 526 amino acids. Gene Ontology annotation, molecular function: monooxygenase activity; oxidoreductase activity, acting on paired donors, with incorporation or reduction of molecular oxygen; iron ion binding. The record is from RefSeq and is a predicted model, not a curated record. NCBI's taxonomy places the organism in Eukaryota, Fungi, Ascomycota, Eurotiomycetes, Eurotiales, Aspergillaceae. The transcript has a single exon.
AUGGACUUGCCUGUAUCUUCUACAAGGGCUCUCAUUGGCCUUGUGCUUCUGGUCAUCGCCAUCGGCGUAUACUUUAAAAAAGCCAGCAAACGGGGCCUUCCCUUGCCUCCUGGGCCUCCAGGAAAUCCAUUCUUGGGUCAUCUUCGAGUCAUUCCACAAGAUCAUCCAGAGCACCAGUUUGUGACAUGGGGAAAGGAGCUUAACUCUGAUAUACUUUACUUCAACAUCUUGGGAAGACCCAUGGUCGUACUCAACAGUGUCGAAGCGGCACACGACCUAAUGGAUAAGAAGGGAGCAAACUAUGCCGAUCGCCCACGCUUUGUUCUUUUUGAGGUUAUGGGAUGGGGCAUUACCCUCUCAUUUUUGCGGUGGUCUCCCAGAUUCAAGCUCCACCGAAAACUCAUUCAGCAAGCAUUUACCCAGUCAGGCUGCAAACCCUAUCGGCCUCUUCAGCUGGAAGAAGCCCGUCGAGCUGUGAAGUCCAUCGUGCAUAAGCCUCAAGACUGGGAAAUCCUCCUGAGAAAUUUUGCUACUGCCGUCGUGCUGCGCAUUGGCUUCGGCAUUGAGAUUCAGGAGGAGAAUGACCCCUAUGUCAAAAUGGCCAUUGAUGUGGAAGAGGCUACUGGCAAAGGUGGCGUCCCAGGGGCUUCGAUCGUCGACUUCUUCCCAGUUUUCCGUCAUCUUCCCAACAUUGUCGAGAAAAUCUCAGCGGUGUUUCAGCCGCUGGUCCAUGCUCGUCACACCAAACCUAGCAUUCAACUUCUUCACGACGCGCCGUGGGAUGUCACAGAGCCUUCUAUCCGCUCCGGAAAAGCCACCCAGCCCUCCUUUAUGCUCAGUCACUUUGGAAAAUACCUUGCAAAUGAGAAGGCUGGCAAGUCGAAUGAGGCUACUGUUGCCGAUAUCAAAGGAAUAUGCGGAACGCUGUCCAUUGCUGGGGCUAAUACCACAUGGUCUACUGUGAUUGUCUGUGUUCUCAAUCUCAUGUUGAACCCGGAUGUCCAGGCCAAGUUGAGGGCAGAGAUCGACAGUGUGGUCGGUGUGGAUGAUAAUGGUGAUAUCCUCCGUCUUCCAGACUUUGAGGACCGGGCCCAGAUGCCUUACCUUGAAUACGUUAUUCAAGAAUCAACACGCUGGGCACCACUCUCCCCACUUGGCGUGCCCCAUGCUUCUAUCGCCGAUGAUACAUACAAAGGCUAUCACAUCCCAGCCGGAUCGGUAGUCUUUGCAAACGCGUGGGCCAUGUCACGGGAUGAGCGCUAUUACUCUUCGCCAGAUGACUUCAACCCGGACCGAUACAUCCCGCAAUCAGAGGGCGGAAAGGGAGAGCCCCUACCCGAAGGUCCAUUUGGAUUUGGACGAAGGGUCUGUCCAGGCCAAUACCUGGCACUCGCCAGUGUUUAUAUCAUUAUGUCUACUUUGGUAGCCACUAUGGAGAUGAAGUGCCCCGUUGAUGAAAAGGGUGAAAGAAUCCUCCCGAAGGUGACGUUCACCAAUGGAUUGAGUGGUGUCCCUGACAGCUUCCCAUGUGUCAUCACGCCGAGGUCAGAAAAAGCCCAGGAGUUGAUUUUGGAUAUUUAG